UGUCGCGUGAAGAACACGUGAUGAAACGUCACGAAACGUCAUCCUUAAUGCGACGACGAGGGUCUCCACGCUGCUUAUUAAAAAGGUGGCACUUACAUGGUUUCAACUCUAUAUUAUUUCUCUGUCCUAAACCAUGGAGAAAAAAUGCUCCUUCGGGAAGACGCGUAAACCCGCGAAGGUGAAAGACGACACCGACCCUGUCAAAAAUUUCGAGAAAUGGAAGAAAAAGUACAACAAGACGAAAGAGCGAGUGAAACGAGAGAGAGCACAGAGGAAGAGGCCCGAGUGGCAGGUCGAACGGGAGUACAUCGAAAGGCUUGUUAGCAGGUACGCCGACAUAAAUAUCAAGGAGGCUGUCAAGUUUUCAGACUUUCCCAUCUCAAAGAAAACCUUGUUAGGUUUGCAGGAGGCUCAGUAUAGACAGCCCACGGAGAUUCAGCGGCAGACUAUAGGCUUCGCUUUGCGAGGUAAAGACGUCCUCGGCGCGGCAAAGACUGGCUCAGGCAAGACUUUAGCUUUCCUCGUACCGGUGCUGGAGUGUCUGUACCGCCAGCAGUGGAGCUCCGUGGACGGCCUCGGUGCUCUCAUUAUAUCCCCGACCAGAGAGCUCGCCUACCAGACAUUCGAAGUCCUCCGCAAGGUGGGCAAGAACCACGAGUUCUCCGCGGGGCUCGUCAUCGGCGGUAAAGACCUCAAGAGCGAAUCGGAGAGGAUCCACCAUACCAAUAUUGUCAUCUGCACCCCAGGCCGGCUGCUCCAGCACAUGGACGAGACAGCCACCUUCCACGCCUCCAGCCUCCACAUGCUAGUCCUAGAUGAGGCGGACCGCAUCCUUGACAUGGGCUUCGCGGACACACUCAACGCCAUCGUGGAAAAUCUUCCAAAGUCUCGACAGACGCUGCUGUUCUCCGCCACGCAGACCAAGUCCGUUAAAGACCUGGCCCGGCUCAGCCUCAAAGACCCAGAGUACGUGUGGGUUCACGAGAAGGCCAAGUUUAGCACUCCUGCCACGCUCGAGCAGAGCUACGUAGUGUGUGAGCUCCACCACAAGGUCAACAUGCUCUACUCGUUCAUCAGGAACCACCUAAAGAAGAAGAUCAUCGUCUUCUUUGCCUGCUGCAAGGAGGUGCAAUACCUUUUCAGGGUCCUUUGUCGCCUCAGACCUGGCAUGCCCAUCUUGGCUCUGCACGGUAAGCAGCAGCAGAUGAAGAGAGUGGAGGUUUACAAUGACUUCCUCCGAAAGCAGAAUGCUGUGCUCCUCGCCACUGACAUCGCCGCCAGAGGCCUGGACUUCCCUGCGGUCAACUGGGUGCUGCAGUUUGACUGUCCGGAAGAUGCAGACACUUACAUCCACAGGGUGGGCCGGACCGCCAGGUACAAAGAGGGGGGGGAGGCUCUGCUGUUGCUGCUCCCCUCAGAGGAGAAGGGCAUGGUCAGCCAGCUGCAGGAAAAGAAGGUUCCCAUCAAUAAGAUCCAGGUGAAUGCGGAAAAACUGCAGAAUGUCAAGCAGAAGCUGGAGGCCUUCCUUGCUCAGGAGAAGGAACAGAAGGAGCGAGCUCAGAGGUGUUUUGUUUCCUACCUGCGCUCAGUCUACCUGAUGAAGAACAAAGAGGUGUUUGAUGUCUUUAAACUCCAGAUUGAGGAGUACGCACUUUCUCUGGGCCUCGCUGUGGCUCCGAGGGUGCGCUUCUUAAAUAAAGCUCAGGCACUGAGAGCUGAGAAAGGACAAAGAGAGGAGCAGUCUGAAGAAGAGGAGGAGCUUAGGAGCUUUAAGGCACGGCUGAGAGGAAAAGAUCCACAUGAGGAAAGUCAGACCUCCAAGUCAGAAGAUUCAGAUAAUGAGGAGGAAAGUGAUAACAAAACACUGGUGGAUGAACCCAAGACACCACUUCUUGGUGAAGAGGAUGAAGAUGAUCUAAGAGACUUGGACCUGCUGACAGUCAAAAGAAGGGAUGUCUUCAAUCUGACAGAAGAAGAGGAUAGUCUAGAGGAACCUGCUACAACAUUCAAAAAGAAAAUGGGGAAGGAUACAAAGUUCAAAGAAGCCAAAAAGGUCCUAAAAAGAAACUUCCAAGUCAACACCAAAGUGUCUUUCAAUGAACAGGGAGAGGGUGUGCAGCUGUGGCCGCCAGUCCAAUGUGCAGUGACAGGUGAGGGAGGGGAAGAGGAGGAGGAGGUGUCAGGUAUCAACGUGGAGAAGGCCAGGGAGAGGCUGAAACGUGAGGACCAGGAGUUUGACAAGCCAGAGUACAGCCGUAAAGUGAAAGCUAAACACAGAGAGGAGAGGCUGAAAGCGAAAGCAGCCAGGAGGGAGGCAAGCAAGAAGUACGGACAGAAAUCUGAAGAGGAGGACGAGGUGGUGGCGUACCUGGCAAAUCACAGCGAAGAUGAGUUUGACCCCAGCACCCUGCCAGAUCCUGACAAACUGCAGUCCGAGAAUGAUGAGGAUCAGAUGAGGUCCGCUAAACGUCAGCACAUCAGUGAAAGCAGUGAUGAACAAGAGGAGCACACAGCAGAGAAGAGGAAGAAAGUGAGGCAUCUGUAUGAUGAGCACACAGCCCUAGACACAGGUCUCUCUCUGGCUGAGGACGAGCAGUUAGUCUUACAUUUGCUAGGAGGACAGAGGUAGACAAAAAGGAGAGGAGUUGAGGGAUUCAUGGAGGGUUUACAGAUAUAAUGACGUUAUCAGUUAAAGUUAGAUUGUAACCGCAAAGUUCAGUGAGAACAUCAUAAGACAAACUCAAGACUACAUGCUAAUUCUACCCAUUUGAGACUGGAAUGUGUUCACAUUGGAAAACUGACUGAUGUAAAAUGGUACAGCAUUUUAAUGUUGUAUCCCCAUAAGUUUGAGGACAUGCCAUGCCCAUAAUUUGUAAAAUAAAUAAAUGAAUACUCUGCAUAUUUUGUACCAUAUCUUACCAAACAAAGAGGAAAUCUAAAAAUAUUGGCCCUAUGUGAAUCAACAGGUGGAGAUGUAUUUCUGUUUUCCAUUGAAUGAAAAUUUGAUUGCGGCUCACAUGUUCAACAGAAGUUAACAUCUGUGCUGUGAGAUUGGUUUUAUUGAUGUUUAGGUGAUGACAGACUCUUUAGAGCA
Acanthopagrus latus (yellowfin seabream) is the source of this 3094-nucleotide messenger RNA. RefSeq names its product DEAD (Asp-Glu-Ala-Asp) box polypeptide 10 (gene ddx10). The record is from RefSeq and is a predicted model, not a curated record. Gene Ontology annotation, biological process: rRNA processing. Lineage: Eukaryota; Metazoa; Chordata; Actinopteri; Spariformes; Sparidae. Bases 134 to 2629 code for a protein of 831 amino acids. The transcript is spliced from 2 exons. Gene Ontology annotation, molecular function: RNA helicase activity; ATP binding; nucleic acid binding. Gene Ontology annotation, cellular component: nucleus.